This is a messenger RNA of Paralichthys olivaceus (Japanese flounder), 4500 nucleotides long. RefSeq names its product cornichon family AMPA receptor auxiliary protein 2 (gene cnih2). Gene Ontology annotation, biological process: regulation of AMPA receptor activity; endoplasmic reticulum to Golgi vesicle-mediated transport. Gene Ontology annotation, cellular component: synapse; dendrite; COPII-coated ER to Golgi transport vesicle. NCBI's taxonomy places the organism in Eukaryota, Metazoa, Chordata, Actinopteri, Pleuronectiformes, Paralichthyidae. The record is from RefSeq and is a predicted model, not a curated record.
AUAGAGAGACAGAGACAGUAGACUCAGGAAACACAUUCAGGUCUCAGAAUCUGUGCAAGAGAAGAAAAAGACAGGAGGGUUCAGAAAGAAAGGAGGGCAGGAGCAGAUAAGGAAAAGAGAGACAAUAGCAAAAAACGGACUAAUUAACUUAUGACCACUGAGGGCUUUGGAGAUUUUUGCUUAAGAACAGGAGAGAUUUCAAAAUCAGAUGCGACUCAACAUGUAGUUGUUCUGCAGGGUCCUGGUCAGAUUCUCCCCUUUUCUUCCCCCUUCAGAAUUUAAUUGUUUUACUCUACAAAGACAGAUGUGAAUGUUUUCUGGAGAGAUCUGGGGGAUGCGUCUGAGGGAGAGAUGCAGAGCAGAGAAUUCUGACAUGGUGCCGACCCAAAUUGACAGAGACGAGGAAAGAGUGGACUGUUCAGUGGCGGCAGACACGUCUCCAGCCAGACACAGGUAUUCUCUACUCAACAUUAAGAUCAAUCCGGCUAUUGAUCCAUUCUAAUUGAAACUAUCAUCAGUAUCGUGCUCUGAUCUUGUAUUUUCUGUUGAUGCGUGAUAGUGGCAUUGUGAUGUUAAAUAGUCAUUUGAAUUGUAACCUAACUCCAAUAUUUGAACAUCUCCUUUCAUUGCAAAAUCAACAUUGGCAGCUGAUAUUUGCUUUGUCAGGAAAUCUGUGUGAUGUGCAGAGCAAUAUCAACGAUCAGAUUCACAAGGACAUAAAUAAUUUCUUAAAAAUGUACUAAUAGAAUGAGUAAUAUACCAAGAGCGCGUGUGUGUAAAUAAUAACUCACAGCUAAUCUAUAUGUUUGUUUACAUACGUGUUGAAUAUGAUAUGCGUCACUACCAGUGUUCUUGAUUUAGAGCAACAGUUGAACUGAAAGCCAUACGACAAACUAUUGACCUAUUACAAGCCAUAACCAUCAUAGACAAUAAUCCUGUUUCAAACGCAACGCUGUGCUUUCUAAUGACAAGAAUCCUGUGCUUCUGUUGUCAGCGUGUCAGUCGCACACUUACUGUGAGGAACGAAAAGAACAUGUAGAGAAACUACAGGGAGGAGGAGGAUACAGACAUUUUUCUGUCAGAGACUCAAAAGAAGGGCAUCAGGCCAACAACAGACAUGUAAGUGCUUCCUAAAUCAAAGUGAGAGAGAGGAGGGGGUCCAUCCUGCUGUUAAGAUACACAAAAGGGGACAAAGACACAGCAUGUGAGUGGAAGUGAAGCCACAGUCAGCCUGAUAAUUGAUUGUUUCUAAAACUGAGUGCUUUACCUACCUGGACAACACAGACUCUGCCUGCGUCAGAGCUGGGAAACAGACAAUAACCUCUGCUAAAGUAGAGGGAGCAAUAGAUUCAGAGCAGAGAGGAGGAGAGGGGUUUCCCUGUCUCUUCUCUCGACCCGUCUCGUCGUCAGGCUGGCAGGCACAGCCAUGGCGUUCACCUUUGCGGCCUUCUGCUACAUGCUCACCUUGGUGCUGUGCGCCGCUCUCAUCUUCUUUGUCAUAUGGCAGAUCAUCGCUUUUGAUGAGCUGCGCACAGACUUCAAAAACCCCAUUGAUCAGAGCAAUCCCACCAGAGCGUUGGUGGUCCCAGAGUACUCCAUCCACGGACUCUUCUGUCUGAUGUUCAUGUGUGCUGGAGAGUGGGUCACACUCGGCCUGAAUAUCCCACUGCUCUUCUACCAUCUGUGGAGGUUUUUUCACCGGCCAGCUGACGGGUCAGAGGUCAUGUACGAUCCGGUCAGUGUGAUGAACGCCGACAUCCUCAACUACUGCCAGAAGGAGUCGUGGUGUAAACUGGGCUUUUAUCUGCUCUCUUUCUUCUAUUAUCUCUACAGUAUGGUCUAUGCCUUGGUGAGCUUUUAACUCACAGGAGAUCUGGAGAGAAAAAAAGGGAAAUAUCUGUAAGAAAGACCCAGAAGAAAGACCGGAGACUUCAACUUUUCCUCUCUCCAUAUUCCCAUCCCUGGCUUGGAUUUCCAACAGUCAGAACAAGGACAAACCAAGACCAAGCUGAGUGAUGAUGUGAAUGUAAAGGCUCCGCUCGAUUAUGUUGCUUUAUCCCAGUUUCUGCUGUCGGUCAGCCAGACGAAGUUUCGGAGGAUGGAAAUGAAACAGAAUGAGGACGCAGCAAGUGUUUAUGUUGCCUUUGAUCAUUAUCAGAUUUUAACAAUAUGAAGGGCUGGAGUUUUUUUCCCCCCAUGCUGCUCUUACCGAUACAGUCGCUCAACUCACUGUGAAUCUCCAAACACUUUGGAAAAGGAAAUAAUACGUGUGCAUUCUGUGAGUUUGAAAACCCACUCAAAGUAGGAUUGUGUUGGUUUCAUUCCAUGUGUAAAAUAAUUGCUUUGAUUGUGUUACAGGUUAAUACAACUGUAAGAAACAGGUUAAAUAGUGCAGGAGAACUCUAACACGUUGUAAGAAAUGCUGGAGGCCUUGCAGGGAAAUAACACUUUUAACCAGGAUGGAAAUAAAGCAUUGGCUAAGACAUCGUUGUCUUGAUGACAACCUCCACCAGAAGUUGAAUUUCACACUGUAAUUAAAGCAUCAAAUUAGUAAUCAUAAGUUUGACUGUAAGAGUCAAUGCUUUGUGAUGUGUAUUUAAAUAAGUUAAAGUCCAUAGCUUUGAGGGCCUAUUAUUCCAGGUUCAUGCUUUCUGAGGAGCUUCAUGCUCAGGCAUAUAACUUAAAUAUAUAAAAAACAUUGUGCCAAAUUUAAAAAAGAAGUCAAUUCAAAGUGAAAAUAAAAAUGAUGAAUAUCUCUGUCUACAUGCUGUGUUGUUACUGCCAGGCCAUGACUUUUAUUUUUUCACUCUUAAACAAAGAUUUUGGCGCAAUGUUUUUUACUUGAAAAAGUAGAAACUUAGUUCUGUUGUAAUUCUUUUUGUGUGUGCAGGGAGCGCCUUAUUCCUAUUUCCUAUUCCUAGUGACGUUUACUCUUAAUCAUCUGCAUCUAUACUAUAGUCAUUUUAGCACAGCAGCUCUUCUCUGAUAUGAGGUAGAAUAUAGAAAAUCCCAUGUACAAAAAGCAAUUUAAAAACAGAAAACUAGCAAUGUAAUAGGAUUCAUGAGUCGAUGCAGUUUUAUUAAGUGUAUGUAUUAAUAGAGAGUGGGACACAAGUGACACAUGAGACAACAAGGACUCUAUGACAGCGUCUCAGUUAUUAAAGAAGUAUAAGGACAGUGAAGUUGCUUCAAUUCAUCUACAAUCAUAUUAUCAAGGUUUUAAGGGACGGACAUUAUAAAACAUUGAGGUUGCUGAUGACCAAGAUAUGUAAACAGUGAAGCCUUUUCUCAGCUGGUGCUGCCUUUGUUAUCAUGUGUUCCGAUUUCUUCUAGAUAUAUCCUCAUUAUCUCAGCUAAGCAGUGGUAGUAGUUGUAGGUUUCUAGCCCUAUUUUGUACUUGACAGUGGCUGAGAAUAGACACAGAAUAAAAACAAAUCAGUUCAAUCUGGGUUUUUGUUCUGAUUUGCACCAAGUUGAAAACAGUCAUAGAUAUUCACCUCCUAAAUAUGCCUGAUUUAAAAAAGAAAUCAUAGCCCAUGCAUUAUUCCCUGAGAAAAUGGCAAAAUAACAAUAAUGGCACUCAGUGGAGUAAAUACCUCCACCAAGACCAACCCAAAUUUCACAAAGUAAUUUACCUAAAUUUAACUGAAUCAUGAUUACUUCCUGGAAAACAAAAUGUUGAAAAACACCAUCAACAUCUCGCAAUAACCAAAAAUUCUUGAAUUCUUGGAUGGCUUCUUCCUUGACUCAUAGCACAUCCCUCCAGUUUAAUGGUAAUCCAUCCAAACAACAACCAAACAAACCAAUGGACUGGGGGUGAAAAAAUAACCUCCUUAGCUCGACAAAAUGAACUAAAGUCAUCUGUAUUGACUAAUUAUUAAGGUACCUUUCAUUUGCUUUACAUUUCAGCAACUUUCAUGUCAUUUACUAAAAUUAAUUUCAUGUUAUAGUUUCCCUGUGGAGCAUUUUCAAGUUGAAGCCAUAUUUGAACCUUAAAUCACAUUGUCAGUGUUUAUCCUCUAUCAGGUUUCUUCUUGACCACUGCAGAAACGAAAAAUGCCCACACACACACACACACACACACACACACCUCUUGUGUCAUUUACGAUCAAUUUUAUACCUAUUGAGAACUAAUGAAGGAGCAAGAUCAGUUGAAACAUUUCCUUGGCUUGUCUUCAAUAGUCCAUCAGUGCUCACGAAGACAAAGUAGACAGUACAUGUUGCACCAAAUGAUGUUCCCAUGAGAGUAAUCACAGGACACUGAGACCUCAAAACUCUGCCAACAGUGUGAACGUGUUGAGUCUGGACAAUCACUACUAAAGCACAUGAACAUAUGGGAAGGGGGAGACACGCAGCUCGGUUGAAUGUCAUUACGUAGUUGCUCUAAACAAAGCAUUUUAGAAAAUUGUAUUUAAGUAUAUCUAUUUGUAUCUGUCUUUUAUACAUUUAUCAUCAAUGUACGCUACAGUCAACUUGGUGGAUUACUUUAUAUUUAUUAGG